AUGACAAAGACAAACAACAACACCAAGGCCGCUCCAGUGCUCGCCCAGGUGAGCGCCAACGCGUAUGGGGAAACCCUGUUCAGAAGAAAGAAGUUUGUGCGUUUCUCGGAGCACACGCACCUGAGCGACAUUGCUCUCGGCGAUCAAGAGAGCGAGCCUUCUGGCCACAAGCCCGCCCAUGGCCUUGCGAGCGGCCUUCGUCCGUAG
Molecule: messenger RNA, 207 nt
Organism: Trichosporon asahii var. asahii CBS 2479
Lineage: Eukaryota; Fungi; Basidiomycota; Tremellomycetes; Trichosporonales; Trichosporonaceae
Exons: 2
Coding region: 1-207 (68 amino acids)
Source: RefSeq, a predicted model, not a curated record